This is a messenger RNA of Octopus sinensis (East Asian common octopus), 5282 nucleotides long. RefSeq names its product ubinuclein-2. The record is from RefSeq and is a predicted model, not a curated record. The transcript has 13 exons. NCBI's taxonomy places the organism in Eukaryota, Metazoa, Mollusca, Cephalopoda, Octopoda, Octopodidae. The coding region runs from base 440 to 4780 and encodes 1446 amino acids. Gene Ontology annotation, cellular component: nucleus.
GCAUUUGAAUAUUACUUCAUUCUUUCUCCUUAUUCAUAAUCAUCUAUUUUUAUCUCUCUCAUUUCAGUCAUAUUUUCUUCUAAAAUUAUAUUGCUCUUGCAAUAUUUUUUUCGGAAAAUGGACAUUUGUUUUCGAAAGUAAUUCUGUAAAUCAUUAAUUCACAAUCAAUUAAUAUCCGUUUUGUCAAUUUCGGUGCACGACGUUUCUGUCUUUAUCUUCCUCACAGAAUCUCAGCACAUUUGGAUUUCGAGGGGUGCUCGAGUGGCGAACGGUGAUUCCCCCCUCCCUCGCUCCCCCCACCUUCAAUAACUCAUGACGUCAUACUGCCCUUUCAAAAUGGCGAUAGACUCGCUAGUUUGUUGGUACAGAGGUGUGGAAACAUAGUUAACCGGGACACAGAUCAUUCUACUUAUUUGUCUCAUGGCUGUAUUGUGUUUCAAUGAACGCGAUGUCGGAUCCGAGGAGGUUAACUUUUACUACGAUCGGUCCGAUGGGGAAGGAGAAGAAGAAGAAGUCUUCGCUGCCGCCCACCAUGCGCUUCACUCUGGCUCUGAGGGAAUCGAACGACAAAACAUGUCCAGAAUUUUCUUUUGCAGAUUUAAUGAAAAAUGCAUUGGGAGAUUGUAAAAAUACUGACCCAAAUGAUUUUGAUCUUGAAGAUCAGAAUGAAAAUGAAAGAUUGGUGGCUUUAGCAAAAUCCUUUGAAGAAAGAUAUGGACCCAAGCACAAUAAACCUCAAAGUAAACGGCUAGAUGCUAUCCAAGAUUUAGUUGAUCUUGGUGAAGGUUAUGAUGAAACCGAUCCCUUUGUGGAUAAUUCUGAAGCAUAUGAUGAGUUGGUGCCUGCCUGCCUCACUACUAAACUGGGUGGAUUCUACAUCAACUCAGGUGUUCUGGAUUUUAGAGAUGUAUCCGAUGAUUCUAGUGAUGAAUAUGUAAGUUCCCCUUUGAAAAAGAGGAAAAAGACGAAGAGAAUAAUAACUUCCGAUCCCGAAUCAGAUGGUGAGGUCAAGAAGAAAGUUCCAGAAAUAAAUAAAAUAAAAGAAGGAGCUAAUAAUGAAGUAAAGAAAAAAGUGUCUGGAGAAAAAGAAUUCAAGAAACCAAGGAAACCAACAAGUAAAGAAAUUUUGAGGAAAAAAUCUUCUUCUACUGUCAAAGAACUUCUGAAAAAUGCUGUUUCUACCUCAUCAUCUACCUCAAAUAAUGGGCAUAUAGAUGAAACAAACGGAAAUAUUUAUUCCCAAACUUCCCCAGUUGGAGUGCUGUCUCAAGAGAAAUCUUCAACUAAUAGUGGAGCUUAUGCAGGAUCACUACCAACUGUAACCAGUUCUACAGUUGCACGUCAAGAAGUUCUGGAGUUGGAGCCUGGGUCAACAGAAAAAUCAAAUAUUAACAAUUUCAAAGAAGAUUCAGAUAGUCGAGAUAACAAUGAUAAGUCAUUUGAUAACAAUGAAAGCAUUCCCAAAUUAACUGCUGGAAUUCCAGAUCAUAUGGAAAAAAUAAUUUACCAGCUCAAGCAAGCAGCUGCUGACUGUAUGGAAAGAAAGUCCAAAUUUUUCACAAGUGAAAUUAACAAGAUGCUAUUAGAGCUUGAAAUGGGAUCUCGUGUAUUGAACUGUUCUCAAAGAACAUCAGUUUAUGCUUAUUUAGCAGCCUUUCUGCCAUGCAGUAAAGAAACUCUUCUAAAACGUGUCAAAAAGCUAUUUAUUACUCAACAAGAUGACAAGCUUAAGUCUGUCCCAAAAUUGAAAGAAGCUUCGAAUGAAGAAGUACCUGAUCAGUUAGAGAAAUAUAAAAUUGAAUAUCAAGCAGAUAACAUUAAAAAUGUUGAUCUGAGCACUCCUGAGGAUGAGGAGAUGAAAGAAGAUUCUUCAGAUGGUGAAGAAGAAAAAUCUCUAGAGGAGAUGGAGAAAACUUCACUACAAAGAGAUUAUGAAUGGAAUGAAAAAAUGAGAAUUUUAUACAAAAAAAGUAAAGUAACCCAUGGUUCAACUUCACAAAUAAAACCAACCAAAGCUAUGUGUAACCUCAGAUCUCAGGAUAUAUCUGCUGCAACUCCUACCACAGGCUCACAUUCCAACAGUAGCCCAGCAUUACAAACUGAUAGUUUGAUUGCUUGCCAACAAAAUGCAAAAGCAGAUGUAACACCCAUUUUGACUACUCUAGCUAAUGAAAUGAUGGAUCAUUCACCUACAACUUCUGACAGAUCUGAAGAUAAAAGUCUGUGGAAUGUAUUAGAGUAUAUUGAGAGUGAUCACCCUUCUUCAUCUGAGGAGAACGUUUCUGAUUUGGUUCUGAAAUCUCAAGCGGUGUCUAGUUCCCUUCAUAAGACUUCACAAGAAGAGAACUUUGGGAAAGGAGAAAAAUUAAACCUAAAUGAAUCUAGUAAAACAGUUCAUGAAAUUUCUGGUAAUGUAACCUCAAGUUCAGUAUCGCCAUUAGUAAUCUCCAGUUCUUCACUUUCAUCUUCCCUUGUGAGUGUAACUUAUGGUUCACCAUUCUCUAAUCAGAAUACAUCUCCUCAGAUAAGUCCCACCAUACCUUCUGUGAAGGUUAAUUAUUCUCAACACAGUCCAACCACAUCUCUUUCCAUUAAAAAUCAUCAGCAUGGCACUUCAUCAUCACAAUCACAAGGACAUACUUCAAGCAACAAACAACCUGGCGGGGAACAACAGAAACUUCCUUCUCACAUAGGAAAUGUACACUCUAAAUCUAUUCAACAAUCUUCACCUCCUGGAGUUGUUACUAGUGAUUCUCAGAAUUAUCAUGGCUAUGUUGAUGCUAUGUCAGUAAUGGUUGAUUCCCAACUCCAGCAGCACAAUGGGCAAACUACAUCUAACAUAAACUCUAAAACUCAACAGGUUUCGUCCCUAAAUACUACAUAUCCUAAUGUCAAAUCUAAAGAUUCUUCCCAACCCAAUGUACAGAAUAAAUUGACUAUUAGUAUGGCAAGUAAGAUAUUAAAAGCAUCUGGCAUUAAAGGAAGUAGCAAAAAAGACGCGGCAGCACUAGCAGCAGGUAGCUCUGAGAAAUCUCAGAAUUCUGAUAGUAAAUCUUCAGCUCAGUUCUCCAAAGAUGAUAGCAAGAAUACAUACUUGGCUGAGUUUCAACGGUAUGCUGCCUCAUGUUUGGUUUCUAAGAGUGGUGCACCAACGCAAAAGGUGAAAACACAACCAAUUCCAUCUGCAGCUUCAAAAGCUGUUGAUGAGAGAUGUCAGGUGCAACAACAACAGCAGCAGCAGCAGCAACAUAGGACUACGAAUCAGUUACCCCAUUCUUUAACAUCAACUUCCUCUGUGCACCCUGCUGGCAAAAUCGAAACUGCAUCCACACAACAGCGUAACCUGCAUCAGACUCAUUCACAACAACAGCAGCAGCAGCAGCAGCAGUCCUCAUUGCAGCAUCAAAAACAGCAGCAGCAGCAACAUCAAAAACUUCAUCAGCAACAAAAUGUGGUGCAUGGGAUGUCACAAAGCAUAGGUCACUCUCAUUCAAAUAAAUCUCAUUUGAGCUCCCAUGCUUCAAAAUCUUGGCGACAGCAGCAGCAGCAGCAACAACAACAGCAACAGUCUUCCCAGCAACACCAUAAUCGCCAUCAACAGCAACAUCAGCAGAAAUCAUAUUCUUCACUUGUGUCAAGUAAACAAUUAACAUCUUCAUCUCAGGUUGUGAAUCCCACAAACUGUCAAAGUUCUCAGCAACAAAAUCACUCUAAAAUUCUUUCAUCUCCUCUGCAAUUUCAAACAACGCAGCAGCAACAACAACAAACGUCUAGAGCCAUUUCUCCACACACAAGUACAGCUUCUCUUGUCAAAGCAGAGUGUGCAAGCAAACACCAGUCUGCCCCCCAGUGUCAGUCAAGUUCAGUGAUCCCUACCCCUCGACAUUCCCAACCACGCCAAUCAUCUAAUGCUGCUACAAGUCCAAGUUCUUGUAGUAAAUCUGUUAGUAGUUCAUCAUCUUCACAAAGAACACACAUUCACUCUUUGUAUUCAGCGUCUGCUCAUUCAACUCAGUCUUCAUCACUAAAGCAGCAACUGCAGCAGCAGUCUAAAUCUCAAUGUCUCAUUUCUACGGAAAAGAUUUUAACAGCCUCAACAGCGACACACCCUACUUCGGCUUCUUCUCCAGGAUCUAUGUACAAACUCCCGACAACACCAAAUAUUAGUAGCUCCUCUUCUGGGACUGUCCCCACUCAAUCUUCUUCCUCUUCUACACUCACAGCUGCAUCAGUUUCACAGCAUCAACAGAACGUGGCUCGAUCCCAGCAGGGGCAGCAGAACUUGCAUCAUCAACGUACUGGGAUACUGCCUAUGCAUGUGAUGGGGACUCAAGCUAAGAGUAGUAGUAACAGUUGUAAUACAAGUAGUGGUACUACAACAUGUACUACCACCUCUGCCAAUGCUGUAUCAGUGUCCACAUCUCAGGGAAAGUCCUCUGCUUGUUCUUCGUGGAACCUUAGUGGAAGCAAUCCUCAAGUGUCUGCAUCUUCUGUAGCUGCUUCGACAGUAGCUUCUGCUUCAGCUUCUAGUAACAGAACUUCAAGUCCUGUUUUUAACUCUACAUCUUAUUUACAGCAGCAGCUCAGCAGUGGUUCACAUCCGCAACUGAAGCAGCAACAGGUACAGCAUGGAUCUGUGGCCAGCAAUCGGGUAUCUACUACAGCAAAUAUCACAAGGACUGUGUCUGGACUUAACCAGGAGAAUUUACAACCUCACUCAGGAAGUAUUCAUCCAGCUCAAUUUAAUCAAGACAGCAUCAGACACUCUAAAAGUGAGUGAAUCAAAAUGUCUUAUCAGAAAGAUAAUUACAAAUGAUUGUAGAGUUGCUUUCUCUGACCUUCUCCUCACAUCCCGAAGAAUACAAACAUGUAAACAAAAACUCAAUGAUUCAGAUAAAAGCCUUUAUAGGUUUUAACUGUCAUAUAAAUAUUUCUUUCCAUACAACUUUACAUUUUGUCUUAUAUGUUUUCUCUGUUAGUACUUAAAUGACUAUCAGAUCAGAUUAUUCAUCAGCAUAGUCACUGCCAUCACAUUGUUCAUUAUUUACAAUAUCACUGUUGCUGACUACCAUUACUGUUCACUUUCUAAAUCUUGUGUCAAGAUAAAUUUACACAUUUCCUCUUUUUAGUUUUUCUUCAUAUAGCAGAUUGUUCACCUUCCCCAUAUGUGCAACAAUAAGCUGGGAAUCAUCGAGUAGAUCUCUAACUUUAUUUCACUGUACCCACCAACACCUUGUGUCUUUUUUUCUCACGGUGCAGCAUUAAACAAAACUUUUCCUUGA